Pleurotus ostreatus (oyster mushroom) is the source of this 1206-nucleotide messenger RNA. RefSeq lists its product as uncharacterized. The record is from RefSeq and is a predicted model, not a curated record. Gene Ontology annotation, molecular function: protein binding. Bases 1 to 1206 code for a protein of 401 amino acids. The transcript is spliced from 2 exons. NCBI's taxonomy places the organism in Eukaryota, Fungi, Basidiomycota, Agaricomycetes, Agaricales, Pleurotaceae.
AUGCCAUUAGACAAGCUCCCUUCUGAGCUCCUGCUCUCCGUCGCGUCAUUCCUACCGCAAACCGACGCUCUCGCACUCUCCCGCACCUCUCGCAAAGUGCACGCCAUCGCCGAAAUCCAGCUCUACGCGACCGUCGAGCUCGAAAUGGGGCAACCGACCGCUAAAUCGGGCGACGAUCCCCUGAAUAGCUUCUAUGCGAACUUGAUGGUGAAGCACGAGAGAUGCGCGUAUGUGCGGAGUCUGUCCCUCUUUUUCGGCAGGCCUCUCGCCAACAGGGACCUGAUUUUGGUGCAUGCGAUCAUCGACGCGCUCCCUUGCCUGCGUACCAUGUUGCUCACCCAUCGCGCCCUCGACUUCUCCGUCGACGACGCUCCCGUUCCUUCUCACUCAUUUCCCUCCCACCGUGCUAUGCUCAAGACACUCUCUCGUGCCUUGCAAGUCCUAAUGCCCGCCCACCGCCCCAAAGCCACUCCUCCGCCAUUCGCCUACAUCGCCAACGGACUACCUCACCGACAAUCCCCUUGGCUGGAUCUCACUUGGUUCAACCGCACCCCCUUCAACACCCCCUUUUUCAUCGCUUUCGUCAGCCUACACCCGCACAUCCGCGCCUUGUACCUCCCGCAGUGCUUCAACAGGAACUUUCCACGCGUGGACGCAAGCGUCCUGCCUCAUCUGGAAAGCAUCCACGCGCAUUUCGCGGUGGUGCUCGCGCUGCUGCCUGGGCGGAACGUCCGGAGGGUCAACACUUAUCUCACGGGUGGCGCGGGGCGGCGCGGCGGUCUGCGGGAUGCGAGCGGGAGAGCGGUCAGCGGAGACGGUCUGGAGAGUAUCAAGGUGCUGAGGUGCCAGCGGGACAGGUAUGUCGACGCAGGAUUCUUUGCGGGUCUUCUCCAGAAGAUGAAGGGCCUCGAGGUUCUGGAUUUGGCUGGCGACAUCUCGAUGACGCCGCCGCUGCAGGAGAUUGAGGUAUUGGCGCUACAACAUACGAGUAUUCAGCUCGUUAGAUUGCACGGAAGAUACACUGAGGGAGUGGCAUCCGCUCUCUUCAAGUCUAACGGAUCGCUUGAGUGCAUCGACUGGUCAGAAGGUGCCGUUGCUAGGCUCCACAGGGACGGAAAACGGAACCAGAACCUCGUUUGGAGGUGCAAGCCUCGAGACAUAUGGUUGGCAGAUUGGAAGACAGACUCAUAUGUCAAUGAACUAUAG